AUGGAUAAAUUUUGCACAAUUCUACUUAUUUCUUCAUUUUUCAUAGCAAGCACACACGCUACAUCGAGCAAAGAGGCCGAAAAAUGGUUCAAAAACGUGCCUCAUCGCAAAGAAAAAUUCGUAAAACUCCAUUUCUACAUCCAGGACGCCCUAGGCGGGCCCAACGCCACCAUUUGGGAGGUGGCGCGGGCUCAAGUGACGGCCAACUCACCUACUUCAUUCGGGCAAGUUAGAGUUUUGGAUGACUUGAUAAUAGCUGAGCCCGACCAUAACUCAAAGAAGCUGGGACGGGCUCAAGGGCUCAUCGCAUCUGCAGGCCUCCACGAAUCGUCUCUCACCAUGAACAUCAAUUUUGUGUUCAUGGCGGGCCCGUAUAAUGGUAGCACGCUUUGUAUUGCUGGCUGGAACCCUAUCGAGAGGGUUAAUCGGGAACUGCCAGUUAUCGGUGGCACCGGAAUUUUACGGAUGGCUAGAGGAUUUUCCAUUUCUAACACUUAUUCGUAUGAUCCUAUUAAAGAUUUAGGGGUUUUGGAGUACACGGUUUAUGUUUCUUACUUUUAG
Molecule: messenger RNA, 561 nt
Organism: Salvia splendens (bonfire salvia)
Lineage: Eukaryota; Viridiplantae; Streptophyta; Magnoliopsida; Lamiales; Lamiaceae
Product: dirigent protein 22
Exons: 1
Coding region: 1-561 (186 amino acids)
Source: RefSeq, a predicted model, not a curated record